GAUUAUUUGAAAUUAAGGUAUUCAAUUUUUUGUUGUUUCGAUUAAUCAAUCUUGCGAUAAUUUAAUGGACUAUAUUCUAUUUCAUUUUUGUAGUGUGAGAUCUUAGGAUCUGUUUAUUUUUGUUAUGCCAUUUACUCUUACAUGUUAUUUGUGAGGCUAUUUUGUAUUGUGUAUCUCGUCCGGACUGUGCAAUUAUAUUUUUAUUUUUCAUAUUAAUGUUAAAAUUAUACUGUUAAGUUUUUUUUUUGUGAAAUUCAUGACGUAACAUAUUUUCUAAAAAAGUUUACCUUUAUUUGGAUACAAUAACUUCAAUAUCUUGUUUAUAUAUAUAGUGAAAAUAAACUUUUAACUCUAUGACAUUCAUGCCUUGUUUAACUAUCCUUUUUACUUUGUACAAGUUGAGAAAUGUUGAUGUUGGUUCGUUAGCCGAGACAAAUCUGUUUGUACUAUCAAACUCACCUAAUCAGGUAAGUAACUUUAGUCGUAUAUUAAUUGAUGAUUCGUUAAUAAAAGCUUAAAAUGGAGUGACUAUAGGUCAUUUACAUAUGGAGUUAGUCAUAUCUGAACCAUUGAGAUAAGAACUAGGGUAAAAAGGUCUAUUUCAACCUGAACAAUUUCCAUUGUGAUUUUUUAUAUCUUAAUUUUGAUACAGUGACUAUUCCAACCUAAACCAAAGUUUUUUUUGAAAUAAACUACCUUAAUUAUACAUUUAAGUCGAAAUCAACAUUGGCCGAAAUUGUUUUAGUCAACUAUGCUGAGUUGGCUGCCACACAUACAAUUUUGAUUCAAAUGACACAUUAUUUUUGGGUUGCAGAUUGAUAAAUUUUAAUUUAUUUUUGUAUUUUAAUCACAAAUCCCUUAUUUUUAAUAUAUUACUUUAUAUAAUAAUUUUUUAUUGAUUAUACUUUGAUUAUUUAGUUCUAUAACAUUUUAUAAAAAAUGUACCAAAAUUUUAAUAGAAUAAUAUUAUUAAAAUAACAGAUUUUGAUAAAAAAAUAUAAAAAUAAAAUUUGAUUUUAUCAAUCUGCAAACUAAAAAGAUAUGUGGUAGUUGAAUCAAAAAAAAAUCAGAACAUGGCAUUUGACUCAUCAAAAUAUUGUACGCGUGUCAACUGACUCAGCAUAGUUGACUAAAACAAUGUCGGUCAAUGUUGAUUUUGGCUUAAAUCUGAUAGUUGAACUAGUUUAUUUCAAAAAAAUUUAGUUUAAAUUGGAAUAAACACUGUAUCAAAGUUCAUAUAUAAAAAAGCACGAUGGAAAUUGUUCAGGUUAAAAUAAGCCCCUUUGUUUCAUAAUUUUUAGUUUGCAAAUCUGUUAAUUCAGAAGGAAAAAAAAUUGUAUUUAUAUAAGCUUAUUUAUUUGAUUAUUUCGUUUGUGUUUCACAGUGUUUUAGUUAUAUAAACUCAGAGCAUGUCUACAAUCAAAAUUCUAGGUUGAAACUAACUUAAAAAGCGAUUAAGGAAUGAUAAAAUUUGGAGGAUAACAAAAUAGUUUAUACGAUGAGUGGUAGAUCUCCCAUAUGAGAAAGUUGAAUUUUUAUUGACUUGUCCGUUCUUCCUGGAACGUCCAUUUUAGUUUUACCACAAACCAUCAAUUUAUUUCAAACACGGAAGAGAGUGAAACAAAUCCUAAAAAUAGCCAACUUCCUAAAUUUUGAUUUACUAAUUUCUUAUAUUUGAAAUGUUUUUAAUCCUUAAAUCCAAGACAGACGUUUGUUCUUUACAAUUUUGUUACACUUCAAAGCCAAAAAGAGUUUUUUUUUUUUGUUUUGUUUAAUGUAGCACAAAAACCUACAAUACAUUUUCUAAAAAGUUAUAUCAUCUCGUAGAUCAGCUGGAUCUUAAAGGCAAAACGGGGUUUAACUUGCGAGGCAAGAAAACAAGCGAACGUUGUCGUACCAUGGUUGCAGCGUUGGAACGAGGACUAAGCGCUUCAAAAUCAUUCAAUUUCAAAAGAAUGUUUGAUUCACCCUCCACAAAACAGCAACAAUCUCAAACACUUGUCCUGGAGAACGGAGAUUCACAUCUUGUCGAAUCCAACACGCCCGAAAGUCAAAACUCUGAUAGCUUAGCAGAAAGCCCCGUUGAGAGCAUUCCUCCAAUGAUUUCCCCUCUUACUCGGCCGGGAAAACGACCCGAUAGACAACAAGCAGAUACGGAUAUGAUGAAGGACAGGUUCGCAAAACUACUACUUGGAGAAGAUAUGUCUGGUGGCGGAAAAGGCGUAUCUUCUGCUCUGGCUCUUUCCAACGCUAUCACAAAUCUUGCUGCGUCUAUAUUCGGGGAACAGACAAAGCUGCAACCGAUGCCACAAGAUAGACAAGCUAGGUGGAAGAAAGAGAUUGAUUGGUUGUUGUCUGUGACCGAUCACAUUGUCGAGUUUGUUCCUUCUAAGCAAACGAACAAAGAUGGAGUUUGCACCGAGAUUAUGGUGACAAGACAAAGAGGUGAUCUUCUCAUGAACAUCCCAGCCCUUCGAAAACUCGACACCAUGCUCAUCGAUACACUUGACAAUUUCAAAGGACACAAUGAGUUUUAUUAUGUGUCAAGAGAUUCAGAAGAAGGGAAACAAGCGAGCAAUGCAAGGUCAAACGACAAAUGGUGGCUUCCUCCGGUGAAAGUUCCUCCCGGCGGUUUGUCUGACCCGGCUCGGAGAAUGCUUUACUUCCAAAAAGAUUCAGUCACACAGGUUCAAAAAGCUGCAAUGGCCAUUAAUGCUCAAGUCCUCUCUGAAAUGGCUAUACCCGAGAGCUACAUCGAUUCUCUCCCAAAGAACGGAAGAGCCAGUCUUGGAGAUUCGAUCUACAAGAGCAUAACGGAGGAGUGGUUUGAUCCAGCGCAGUUCUUGUCCAUGAUGGACUUGUCGACAGAGCACAAAGUGUUGGAUUUGAAGAAUAAGAUUGAGGCAUCUGUUGUGAUUUGGAAGAGGAAGCUUCACGUAAAGGACAGCAAAUCUUCUUGGGGAUCAGCUGUUAGCUUGGAGAAAAGAGAAUUGUUCGAAGAGAGAGCAGAGACGAUCUUGGUCUUCCUCAAACAGAAAUUUCCUGGCCUUCCUCAAUCUUCCCUUGACAUCUCCAAGAUUCAGUUUAACAAGGACAUUGGACAAGCGGUGUUGGAGAGUUACUCGAGGAUACUUGAGAGCUUGGCUUACACGGUGAUGUCAAGAAUAGAAGAUGUUCUUUACACAGAUUCUUUGGCACUAAAGCAGGCUUUAUUGGCUGAAGAAACACCAGAUGGUGGGCGAACGGAGACGGAUUCAGAGUCACCGGGGUCUUCUAACUCGGGAGAAGAAACCGAGAAGCUUGACCGGCAGCAUUCCAAGACCUUGUUUGAUUUCAUGGGUUGGAGUGAUAAACCUACCACACCUCCAAGUGUUACGCCGAAAAAGUUAUCCUACUUGGAGAAGCUAGAGAAUUUUAACGGUUUUAGAAGCCCCAAAGAUAGAAAUUUAUCAUGAAAAUCCAUGCGCGGUGAUACGUUUACAGAGGACAUAAGAGUGUAGCUAGGGACAAGGAAUGAAAGCAUAGUAGCAAAUGAACUGUACAACGUUCACACUCACACCCUUCCUUCUGGCUUCAUUCCUCGGAAAGAGAAGUCCCUAGCUUAAGGGGUUUAAAAUUUUGAAAAAGAUAACUAUAUCUCAAUCGUGUACAUGUUGUUUCAUAAUCUUUAAAUGAUGUCUUUGUUGUUCUUCACUUACAAAAUUGUGGACAUUAAUCAUGGACAUAACAUGGCAAACAAGAAGCGUAUGGUGUAAAGGUACACCUACAAGGUUUGGAGCUCGUGUUUCUCACUCUUUUCUUAUCAAGAUUUUACCAUUUUCCACUAAAGCUUUUUAACUUUUUGAGGACGGAGCUUCUACCUUAUAGACUAGGAGACAAGUCACUUUUGCAAUCCUUUUUUUUUUUUGACAAAACACUUUUGCAAUCCCUCUGACGUAAAAAAUGUACUAAUUUUUGCUGUUAAAAAUGUAUAAUAUCCUAAAAUAUCCAAAAAGACACGGUUUUGAUUAUACAUUAUCCAUGUGAUGGUGAAUGAUUGGAAAUUUCAUGUUGUUGAUAACGCAUUGUCCAUGUGAUUGUUAAUGAUUAGAAGAAGUUUCACGCUGUUUUCAUCCCAGCUCCCCAACAUAGCGGUUGUCUUCAACAAUAAAUCAAUUAUGUGAGAUGAUACCCUCAUCCAAACAUAUAAAACUAUAACAAUGAUGCCAUUUAUUUAAAUCUAAACGGAUAGUCAAAUAUAAUUAAUUAAACAAAAUUAUCGAGAGCUAAAUAAUUUGGUUUCCGAUAAUAACUAAAAUAUUUAGGUACGUAUAUUCACAUGUUGCUAUUAUAAAGUUUAUCAUUAAGGACGUAUACAUAAAAUUACUUUAUAAGUAGAGACAUUUAUCAUUAAAUACAUACUAGAGCUUGAUCCGCGUAUCCACACGAAUUUUAGUUUUUAUUUUUCUGUAAAUUAUUUAAUAAUAUUUAUAAUAUGUAAGUUAUUUGGAUAUUUUUAGGUUUGUAUACAUCAAAACUAAAUCUAUCAAAAUCUGAAAAGAUCCGAUUCGAAACCCACAUAAUUUUUUUAUAAUAAUCGAAUGAAACUUAAUUUCAAAACCCAAAAAGCAUACAAAAGAAAUAAUAUGUAUUUAACGGGGUACCCAAAAUCUAUGUAUGACUGAUUCUAUAAUCAAAUAAUUUUUUUUUGUUAAUCAUUUAAUUUUUUUGACAAAUUGAGCAAUUUCAUUCAAAAAAGUCAAAUUAUUAUAGUUAACGUUUAAAAUAAAUUUUAUCGAAUUAUUAUGAGAAAUAAAUUUAAUAAAAUAGUCAAAAUAAAAAAAAGUAUAAUAAAAUAUUUUAAAAUAAAUA
Molecule: messenger RNA, 4851 nt
Organism: Brassica rapa (field mustard)
Lineage: Eukaryota; Viridiplantae; Streptophyta; Magnoliopsida; Brassicales; Brassicaceae
Product: rho guanine nucleotide exchange factor 8
Molecular function (GO): guanyl-nucleotide exchange factor activity
Source: RefSeq, a predicted model, not a curated record